Messenger RNA from Peniophora sp. CBMAI 1063, 339 nucleotides. Lineage: Eukaryota; Fungi; Basidiomycota; Agaricomycetes; Russulales; Peniophoraceae. The record is from the annotation of a GenBank genome assembly.
AUGCAGGCACCAACAGCCAACACUGGCGCGGCGCCAAUGGACGUUGACACGGCCAACGCAGCAAUAGUGUGCUACCAGUGUGGUGAGCACCACCUGGCGCGCAACUGUACUACGCCGACGGAGACUAUUCGGCAGAAGUACGGCCGGAAUCGCAUGAUCCCCUUCCCCGCUGGCUAUCGGGCAAGUGCCACGACCUUCGCCAACGUGGACGACUUCGCCGCCUCACUAUCUCCGGCUGAUCAAGCGGAGUUAGCACGCUUGCUGCAGAGCAGGAUAGGAGCACCGGUUGCUCCUCCGGCCCAGGCGUCGCAGCAGGGUUUUGCCAGCGGCUCGUCGUGA